CAGAGUUAGCCCUGGCUAAAUGAGCGAACCUUGUAUUAGGGGACGGCGACCCCUUGUCCAGUUCUCUCCAUGCAAUGUGCGCGUGUCCCUGUCCCCCGCUUUGGCUUGCACAAUCCACUUGCUCCUCCGUCGUUCUCUUUGUACAGAGUCCGAGUUGUUCCACAGUUUUCUGGCGAUCGCGGCUCCGUCUCUGCGAUAUAUCGCCGUGCGCAAGGUCGCCAGCAUUACUCUCCGUGAUUAGUUUUCAUCUUCUCCGUCUUGUCUUCUAGACACAGGCUCCACCUACCGUCGAACCUCGGGUGCAAGCCGAUCGUAUACAGCCUCGAAGUAGAGAUUGGAAGAAAUGUCCAUCGUGAGCCCGCCCGUACCUGUUCUGUUCUUACCACGCCUAGCCUUCCAGUGUGUCUGUAUGCUGGUAGCGAAAUCACCCUCCCUUCAUCGCUUCUGAAGUUGUUUGAGCGAGGAUGAAUUUCAAUAGAGGGAUGAUUAGAUCCUAGAAUCAUGUGCGGUGGUGCAGGGAGAACGAUGUAGGGCAUGUCGCGAUCAGAGUCGGAUGUGACAACACAAAUUUUCCAGACUAAGCAAUGUGAACACACGAUGACAGCUUCAGUCGGGGUUGGACCUUCAUGCCUCCUGUUUCCCCAGGUUCGAGGUUUGGAUUUGAAUUGCAACUUCUCUGCUUUCACUUUCCGCUACGUCUUCUCAUCGCUCUUUUUUAUCAUUGAAGGAGAUUAGUGUCCAGGUCAAGAGACCAGCACUAGGGCGGAACAUGUGCUCCGGAGGACAGGAUAGUCCGGACAUUUUGGGCAAGAGUUAGACUAGGUUUCUCGAGGGGAGUAUAAGGCGAGAUGAAAGGGGAUGGGGCAAUCACAGAUAGGUGGCAAUUGUAUGCUGGAGAUGUAGCCGAAAGUCGAAUGGGAGUUGCUGUCGAACGGAAGGACGCCGAGGAUCGCUGGCUGCCGCGGAGUACUGAUGUGGAUGCGAGAUGGAGUCCUCCUGGUGUGAGAGGUGUCGAGAAGCCUUACGAUCGCUUGGAAGACAGAAGCAACUAUCGGAAGGACAAUUUGCAGGAAAGUCGACCUGGGAAACGGAAACAUCAAAAUUUGAGGGAUAUAAGUUCUGACCGAAGCCGGGAACAUAGUUAUGAUAGAAGUAGGAGUAGGGAGCGAAGUUAUGACCCUAACCAGGAGGAGUGGCGCACACGUAACGAUGUCGGUCGUUAUAAUCACUUCGGAGGUAGGAAUUUCUCAAAUUUUAGGGGUGGGCGAGGCAAGAACACUGACCUGUCAUCUCCGUUAAGUAGUAGAUGGCGAACGCCUGGUGGAGAGGAUGACAUUGAUUCUGGUAGAGGUAAUGUCAAAUACAGCAGAGAAAAACAGGAAAGACGUUUUUUGGGACAAACCCAUAGUCGCUUUAGCGGUCAUUUAAAUCGUGAAAAUUAUUCUCAUCAGCCCAUCAUAGAGGGUAAGAGCCAUACUCGAGAUGCGCAAGUCUCCCACGGAAUGAUUGAGCAGCGAGGUACUACAACGAGUGCGACUAGAUCACAGGCGAAUGAUCUAGAAGAGAAUGACCAUGGGGAGAGAACGAACUCUAAACGAUCUCGGGUUGCUUACGAUGAGCUGUCUGAUCUUUCAGAUGGUGGAAGUUCGAAAAGGACCAUAUCUGUUUUUUCAAGAUUGUCUUGGGGCCAAGAGCCUGAGGACAAGUUACACAGUCUACCUACAAAGAAGUCUGCCAGUGAAGAUGCACCAUCGAAAGAGUUGGAGAUAUCCAAUGGUUCAGAGAAAAGAAUUCAGAAGGUAGGGGGUGAAGUGCAGACUGAGGCAUGUUCGAAGUUUGUUCUGGAAACACCUCAAAGAGGAUCUGGAGCAGUAGUGGAUAAGUUCACUGUCAGAGACACUUCUCUUAAGAAACAAUCAAAGACUUUUUCAAAAUCGACAUGCUUAUCUUCCGGUGGCAGUAGUAUGUUAGCUGAUUUGGAAGUUCCAAAUGAGACUACCAGAGAGAAUCUUGGAAUAGAACCUGGUAAUGAUCAAGCUAAGAGCGUCAUUGAAGUUAUAAAGAUCGUUGUGAACGAUGACGUCAUCAACCUUGAGGCAUCAGACUUGCCUCACAGGUCAGGAUUAGAUCUGAAUGUUCUUCCAAAAGGAUAUGAUCCAGUCCAUCCUUCUCCCAAUCAUAUAGAUGAAGAAGCAGGAAGUCAUCGUAAUGAAGGAGCUGUGGAUGUUGCUGUUUCAAAACUCAAUGGAUACCAUCAAAAUAUGUUUGAUGAAACAAGUUUGUCAGAGAAAAGUGAAUCUCAUGGAAACCCUUCAAGUAGAUCACGGCCAGCCGAAGUUGUUCCUUCUUUGACUAUACAUCAAACACGGAGCAACGACGAUAACGCAAGCAGAGAACAUAAAUUACUCAUUCCGGAUGAGUCAUUGUCAAGUGAAGUGGUUCCGAGUUUGAGGAAUGGCGAUCACCUCAGUGGAGAACCAAAGAUGGAAUUUCAUUCAGGUGCUGUCGUUCAUCCUGUCCCGUACUCCACCUCAAGCUCGAAUAAUGGCGAUCAGCUCAGUGGCGAACAGAUUAGUCACCUGAAAAAAGGAGCACCUUCGUUUCUCCCUGGGAAUUUGCCUCAGUGGUUGUAUGGUAAUAAUUCAGGGGGAAUGAGUGGACCUCAUCCUUUGGUCCAGCUUUACGAUGGAUUGCGUUCUGGAUUCCUACCUCCGGACCUACCAAUCUAUCAUGUAGAUAACUUGUCUGAGCCGAGGGUUUUGAAGUCCGUAUGUGAGGAUGGUAAGUUUUUUGGUCGCAGUUCUUCUCUGGAACACAAGGCUUUUCUUCCUCCGGGCUACCCCGCAGAGCCGCCUCAGCUGCCCGGACCAAUGUGGCCACCAGUAAGGCAGUUGAAUGUGGCGAAUGCAUGGUACCCAAGUACUGGUGUUGGUCACUUCCCGCCAGGAGGUCUUCCAGUACUGCCAAAUUCAGGAAUAUCCCAUGGUUAUACUUCACAUACUGAACCUAGUUGUUCCACCAUGCCAUAUGUUCCAGCUCAGGACACUAAAUCCCGAGGCUUUCCGACUCCCGGCUUUUUACCUCCCUGCAAUCAUCCAUUAGUAGCGCCGCAUGCAUCAACUUCUGGUGGAUUACCAUGGGUUGUACCUCUGAUCAACACUGUUAUCCCUGAUCAGAUGCCUAGAAAUUCCUUUGAUUAUCGUGGAGGAUUUCCAGUGGAAGGUAGAUUCAUGCAAAACGGUAACGUUGCUCCUUUGUACUACGGUCAACCACCUGCAGUAUUUCCAACAGCCAUUGGCAUUCCUGAACCUUCUAGUUUACCCUCGGAACCGAACAUGAGGAGGUUCCCACCUAUGCCAGAACAUCACGAGAGCGGACUCUUCACCAAGGACCCGAUAUGGAGAGAAUCGAGAUGGAAGUACGAAGGACUAAAUGGAUUGGAAGGUCCGUUUACUCUCGAUCAACUGUCGCAGUGGUUUCACUCCGGUCAGCUCUACAACUCCUUGAAGAUUCAUGACUCUCUCUUGGCUAUAGGACCUUUAGUGUUGGAGAAUCUGGUAUCAAUGGCACAUGCAGGUGUUUUGUCUCGUCAUUUGACGAGCAAGCCAAGUCAAGUUCAUGCCGGAAUACAACUAGAUUCUGGUUCACAAUCUGUGGAAGCCAACACGAACAGGAGCUUUCCGGGGAAAGCUGUAGAUCGUUCUGUUGCUGAUGAAAGAAAUCCGGAUCUUACUCCUCGCACCAGUUGGAAGGCCACAAAAGACCACAAGGAAACUUGUCUAACUGGACUUCUGAACGAGGACCAAUCAUCAGAAGCGGGAUCAUGCCCUCCUGGCUUUGAAACAUGUCCACCAGGCUUUGAGUUUGUAAGGAGUCCACAUUUUGAAACAUCCCAAGACGCUAAAGGCAGUCCUCCAUGUAAAGUUUCAUUGUGGCAGUCACCGUCACAAUCUCAACACCGAGCAUCGGCAUCAGAAGCAGUAACAACGAAAACUUCCACACAAGAAGUCCUACCUUCAGAUCCACGGCAAGAGUCCACUGGGAUGAUGACGAAAAGGAUAACACCAUAUAGUGAAGUGGCCACUGUUGUGUCUCCGAGGAGUAUUACAUCCAAAUCAAACACGGUUGGCUGCUCCACAGAUCUCACAGAUGUGAAGGACAAACUUCUUUCCUCAGUGAAAUCAGAAGACUUCUCAAUCAAACGACAUAAGAUUAUGGACAAAGUUAAAGUAGUGGCGGGUGGUCAUUGCAAUGGUGUUGAGGCAGAGUUUUUAAAGCUGAAGAAAGUGAAAUCGGGCAGAGAGCUGGCAGUUCCAAUGAAGCGGCAUACAUCUGAAUCCUUAUCAGGGAGAGAUUUGGCCGUUCCAGUAAAGCGACAUAUCUCUGAGCCUAAGUUGAACAGCUUAUCCAUUUCUGCUGCAAAAUCUCAGUCUCGGAUGGGAGGUCAUGUCAGCCAGAAGAGACCUAACACAGGUAUAUGUGGACAUACAGUUGUAGGCAAUCGCGUCUUGGUAGAGAAGGGGACAGUUCAGAAAGGGGAACUUACUCCUGAUUUUGACCGUAAGAGUGACACAGUCAAAGAGGAAGUUAGCGUGAAGAAACCUGGAUGCAAUCCCCAGUCGGUGUCUCAUCUUCUGCCUGAUUGCUCUUUAGCUUCAAGCAAAUUGGAGCACAUAGAUGAUUCGAGACGAACCCUACUUGAGAAUGAGACAGUCCGCGAAGAGAAGUCAGCAGUCGGUGGCGAAUUGCAGAAGAUCCUAAAGAAACAAGUCAAAGCUUGGAAGAAGAAGACUCUUUCUGAUUCGAUGGAUGGCCUUGGUGAGAGGAAUAGGAAAUGGAAGGUCAAAACAUCCGACAGUAGUGAAAGAGUAGAUAUUGUUGAGAAGCCCUCAAGUCUUUCUGCCGUCAAGAGUUCAGAUAUAGUAGACAGGCCCUCAUUUAGGGACAGGAAAUUAAUUCUACGGGAGUUGGUCAAAAGAGCUCGGUUUCAAAAUGAUGUGAACAGGGUUCAAGGCUUUGAAACUUUGGUAGGGUUGGUGAAAUCAAAGGACGUGGAAGUAGAGGGUCUUGUAGAUCGUGACCCAGAGUCGGAAGAUGGGUCACUAUGUUCUCCGAAAAAACCUGGUGUAAGUCGAAUAGAAGCGGAAGACAGGAAGAAAAUAAUCUUCCACUCAGAGGCCAUCUGUCCAAGUGAUCUUUCUGCUACUUACGUUAGGGAUGAAGACUACUCUCUUGAUCAGAAAGGAGGUAGCCAAAGAAGGCAUGCAAGCCUGAAUAAGAAAUUACGUCCUGCAAAAGAACUUGAGAUAGCCAAGGAGGAAUGUCUAAUUUUGAGGCAAUCGAUGAGUACAGAAGAGGCUUCCAACUUUCCUGAAGAAAUGGUUGCCGUCACUGCCAAGUAUAUGGGUAGUCCACAUCCCUUGUCAAGUCCAGAGAGAGAAAAUCGAGUUGUGAAGAAGAAAUCUAAGCUGGAUAAGAAACUUGUGGCGAAUAGCGGGUCGAAGACUUUGGAAGAACUCUCCGAUUUACCGCACAAGGUAGUGGAUGCUGGUAUGGAUCGAAGUCUGAAGGUUCUGGAGAUGUCGUCAAGUUUAACUAAUAAGUUACAGGGUGGUGUUAACAAAGUGAAACGUCGAAAGAAUGGCGUACUCCAGAAGGAGUCACAGGUUGGAGAAGAUCUUCCUCUUUCUCCUUAUCAGGAAGGGGAAAACAGUAUUGUUCCACUCAUGGAGAGAGAUGUGAUGCCUGCAGAUUCGGUUGGGAAGGUCUUCAUCAGGAAGAAGCAGCUUAAGGGUAAGAAAUUUGUUCUUGGGAGAGAAUCCACUAGCUUGGACGCACCGGAAGAUCUGCGAACGGGGCGGCCAGACAGUGGUGUGAAUGGUCAUUUUGGAGGAAAUCAAGAGAAAUUUCAGAAGUUGGCAAGAAAAGUUGUUAGGGCCUCGGCGAAGGGUAAGAGUAUACCAGCACCUGAACAACAUGCAAAGACUCCUCUAGGGACCCCCUUUCUGCAUCAAAAUGGGAUUGAUAUGGAUUCCAGUCAAAAUACCCAAUUUAUAAAUAGCCCUCAAAGUCCUACUGGAACAGCACGUAUCGAGGACGGUAAAGUGAGGGAUACACAGAGACUAAGUCCCAUCAUAGAGUCAUCAAAUCUGGAAAAGUCCUUAGAUGUACAGAACAACGGGACGGUUAAGUUGACAGGUCAAAAGCGAACGAAGCGAGACAGCUCUGUAAGUUCUGCUAAGAAAGUUAGGAUCGAAGGACAUGUUACUAGAAACAAGAACAGCGUGCCUCAGAAAGGUCGCCUGACUGUGCUCAAUCUACCCUGUGCAUUGAAUGAAGGUGGUGAUGUUGAUGUUGAUGAGCCAGAGAGGGAAGAGAUUUUUGUAGAACCGGAAAGUGGUAGAGGUGUUAACAUUCCGACCUAUUGUGUGAGGGAUAAGAAUUAUAAGCUUGAAACAAUGGAUAGGAAUGUUGCAUCAGAGGUUUGUGAGGGACAGACUCUAUCAAUGAAGGUUGGAACACCUCUUUCAGUCUCGAAGCAAUGUGGAGACCCGGUUUCAGCGGAAGAAGUAGCAAGCGGGAAGUGUGCAAGGUGGAAUCAUUUAAGUUCGUCUAUGGUGGAACAUAACGAUAGUCAUGAAAGUCUUCAUGGUGCUGACCCAUCAGCGGAGGAACCAAUGGAGGAGAAGAAGAAGUUUAGAGUGGAGAAGACUGCUGACGUGACUAACCCUCCUUGUGUAGAAAGGCGUCAGAGUCCAAAGAUUAAAUUUGGAGACAGAUUUCUUAUUCGAAAGCACGAACUUGAAGGCAGGGUUCGUGUCAGUGAUGAAGAUAAGAUCUUAGAGAAAACGCCAAGGUUUCAGAACAGGGCGAAGAUUGCCCUUCUAGAUAUAGGGACAUGUAUAGGCCAGACAUCUGCGUUUGCCAAGUGUGCUCCGAGACAUUCUACUUCUGACAGAAAUGCAGAGGCAAUACUGACCAAAGACAGUAGUUAUGCUGUUCAGCCAACGGCGAAGAAAAAGAAAAACUGUGGUGAGCACAAACAGGCCAGGAUGGACAAGAAGUCUUUGCACUAUAACAAUCGUGUGGAAUCGCUGAACGAAAAGUGUUCGAGAGCUUCCUCGAGGAAGAGCGACACGUCAGCCCCUGAUGAAGCGAAUGAGAGGCUUGCAAAUGGUUUUGAAGCUAGUGGAGAGGAGCGUCCAUCCUUAGGAGGACCAAUCAGCGGUCUCUUUGAGGCAUUACCUAAAGAUUAUGUGCACAGUAGAUCAACAACACCGUCAGCUGUCAGAACACAUCGUUCACAGGGUCUUGGAUCUGGACGGUCAGAAGGCCCGUCAAUAUCUUUACCUGAAACAGCAGUUCUUGAGCAAGCGUGGUCGGAAACGAGCUCACAGGACACUGUACCGUGCGCGACAAUCAAACAAAAGCUGAAUGGCUGUGCAAAUUUUAAGGAUGAGGUGACAGACGUCCUCACUGUUCAAGUUAUUCCUGGUUCCUCUCAAGCGAUGAAGGUCUUUGUCGAUGAGCGACCAAACACCUCAUCUUUCACCAGGGCGAAAGAUGAUCUCGUAGGAAGCUUGGAAGUUCAACAGGAUUCCAACCCUUUGGUAUCAAGGGGAUGUGCUCGGUGUUCCAUAAAUGGGUGGGAAUGGCGAAACGGUAUGGGGAAGAAAGUACGUCAGGAGGACGGAGUUCGAGCACGAGGUGCUCCUCGAUUACAAAAAGUAGCUGUCCUUUCCGGUGUGACUGGGCAGCGGCCUGUUACCAAGUCUCGUCGAGGAAUUAGACGUGUGAAGCAUACAGAAAUUGCUUGUGGUUCUACUGGGUCGCGCACCAUGGCUAAGAUGCCCUUUAGUACUCCAAGUUCAGCGCGUACCAACAGAGCUGCACUUCGUAAACUUGCAAUUGCCGCAGAGGGUUCUGAUGUUUUGAAACUCAGCCAAUUGAAGGCACGAAAGAAACGUCUGAAGUUUCAGCGUAGCAAAAUCCAUGAAUGGGGUUUGAUCGCUGUGGACCCAAUAGAUCCUGAGGACUUUAUCAUAGAGUAUGUGGGCGAACUCAUACGAACUAAGAUAUCUGAUCUUCGAGAGCACCUUUACGAAUCAAGGGGGAUUGGUAGUAGCUAUCUGUUUCGUAUAGAUGAUGAGUUCGUGGUAGAUGCUACAAUGCGUGGAGGUCUAGCCAGAUUCAUCAACCACUCAUGUGAUCCUAAUUGCUAUACAAAAAUCAUAACAGUUGAUGGUCAGAAAAAAGUCGUCAUCUAUUCAAAGCGGCAUAUACGUGCUGGGGAAGAGCUGACGUACGACUAUAAGUUCCCACUUGAAGAGAAGAAGAUACCCUGCUGUUGUGGUGCUGCAAAGUGUCGGGGAUUUAUGAACUAAGAUCCAUCUCUUCAGAUGAUGAAUCUUGUUUUUCUGGUGUUGCAGUAUACAGCAAUCCCUACGAGGAUCUGCAGAUGGAUUACGAAGAGAAUCUGGUUGCUGUGGUGCUUCGUGACGCAUCCAAAAUUAUUCGCAAGUCAUUGUAGGAGGAGGGCAAGGCAAGAUGCUGAAUAUAGCUUUGGACACAAAAGUAAGCCUUGGCUUCUGCAAUCCCGAAGUUAAUCGGGAAUUAUGUCGAUGUUGGGUCAAUGAUGUUGACUUGCGUAUGCGAAGACUUGUCAAAUUACAUUCUUGAAUGUCGUCUUCAGGACCAAUCUUGAUCAUGAAGAUCUACUUAUGAAUUCACUGCAAUUUCACCCGGAGACAGGCACACAUUCUAAUGGUUUUGUGAUGGUUAUAAGUACUGUCCGAUGAACUACCCGAGGAUGAUGAACCUCGUACGGAAGAGCCAAUCGACAGAUAAGCUUGGAUUCCGGCGUCCUUGCUCGUGAGAAUGAUCUGCUCUUAAAACUAGUGACAUAGUUGGAGACCCUGUUCUUGACCCUGGCUUAUUAGACGUCCGCCUUCAUUCUUCUGUCUGCUGUAUUUGAGAGUAAAGCUUUUGAGACUCAUGUAAAUAAAUACCUUCUAGGAGGAGGACAUUUUUUGUUGUAUUCGACGCUGGCUGCUUGUUUUAUAUGGAAUAAAGGAAUGAUGGUACAGCUGGGAGUGGAUGCCUCCUCCAUACACACCGCAACCUCAUACAGGUUCACUUGAGUGACAUAUGAGAGGCGGAAUUUAUAGGGACCAUAUCCGGAUUUGCGGCCGCUGCACCCGGUGCAGCUAGCAGAAACACGUCAACUAUGCAUGUACUUGCAGGUGUACCUGCAUCUGAUGUUUGCUUCCCAAUUUACUCAAAUUGACGCAUCGCGAGCAGUUCCAGCCAAGCAAGUUUCGAGACGUUAUUUGUCCCCUAAGAUUAAUUUCCAGUUUGAUUGAAGGUCCAACAUUUAUCAGCAAUACACGCAGUUCCUGAGUAGAAAUAGGGCUGGCAUGAAAAGUUGUUCCCCAGUCAUGUGAGUCAUUGAAUGGAAGGAUGAAAGCUUGGAAAGCGAACCUCAUGUUUACCUGACACAUAUUUUUCUCGUUGAUCUAAUCAGAGAGAGUUUUUUAACUCUAAAAUGGCGCCAUGAUAUAUGAAGACGAGAAAGCAAGUUUAGUUUCAAAGAUGUGGUCUAUAUUCCCUCAUGGUCUAUCAGUUCCUCUUUUUGAGGUAGUUUCUCUUUCAAUAUGUGUCACACAAUCCUCUAAAAAG
Marchantia polymorpha subsp. ruderalis is the source of this 9678-nucleotide messenger RNA. Lineage: Eukaryota; Viridiplantae; Streptophyta; Marchantiopsida; Marchantiales; Marchantiaceae. The record is from the annotation of a GenBank genome assembly.